ACGGAGCUCCACGAGGUCCUGCAGCGCUCCUGAAUCUGAAGAGCUCCGACAGUCACAGCGGAGACCUGCUGGAUCUCAGAGACCAGGACCAAGAGCGGGAUGGAGGAGGACAACCAGGACCCGGAGCCCCGGAGCAACAACGUCCCCGGAGGACAAACAGCAGGCUCGAGCUCUGAUAGCACCGAUGUUCAGAAACAGAGAGGAAAAGAGGGACUCAAACGUCACCACUGUCAGCACUGUGACAAGUACUUUUCAACAUCUGGAUCUUUAAAGAUUCAUCAGAGAGUUCACACUGGAGAGAAACCAUACAGCUGUGACCAGUGUGGGAAAACUUUCACUAGAUCAGGUGAACUUACAGUCCACGCGCGUGUUCACACUGGAGAGAAACCAUACAGCUGUGAACAGUGUGGGAAAGCUUUCACUACAUCAGGUGACCUAAAAAUCCACCUACGUAUUCACACUGGAGAGAAACCGUACAGCUGUGAACAAUGUGGGAAAGCUUUUGCUCAAUCAUUUCAUUUAGAAAACCACAGAAGUGUUCACACUGGAGAGAAACCGUACAGCUGUGGCCAGUGUGGGAAAGCUUUCGCUAGAUCUGGUGGCCUUAAAAGACACCUCCAACAUGUUCACGAUGGAGAGAAACAGUACAGCUGUGACCAAUGUGGGAAAGAUUUCGCUACAUCAAGCUAUCUAAAGAUCCACCUUCGUGUUCACACUGGAGAGAAACCGUACAGCUGUGACCAGUGUGGGAAAGCUUUCACUACGUCAGGUGCCUUAAAAACCCACCAACGUGUUCACACUGGAGUGAAACCCUACAGCUGUGACUUAUGUGGGAAAGCUUUCACUACGUCAGGUGACCUAAAAAUCCACCAACGUGUUCACAGUGGAGAGAAACCGUACAGCUGUGACCAAUGUGGGAAAGCUUUCACUUCAUCAAGCCAUCUAAAUUUUCACCGUUAUGUUCACACUGGACAAAAACCGUACUGGUGUGAACACUGUGGAAAAACCUAUGCCCGGAAUGGUUCCCUUAUAGUUCACCAACGGAUUCAUGCUGGACUCAAACGUCACCGCUGUCAGUACUGUGACAAAUCCUUCACAACAUCUGGAUAUUUAAAGAUUCAUCAGAGAGUUCACACUGGAGAGAAACCGUACAGCUGUGAGCAGUGCGGGAAAGUUUUCACUAGAUCAGGUGACCUAAAAAUCCACUGCCGUGUUCACACUGGAGAGAAACCGUACAGCUGUGACCAAUGUGGGAAAGCUUUUACGCAAUCAUUUCACCUACAAAUCCACAGACAUGUUCACACUGGAGAGAAACCGUACAACUGUGGCCAGUGUGGGAAAUCUUUCACUAGAUCUGGUAGCCUUAAAACACACCUUCGACAUGUUCACGAUGGAGAGAAACAGUACAGCUGUGACUUAUGUGGGAAAGAUUUCACUACAUCAAACUAUCUGAAGGUCCAUCGUCGUGUUCACACUGGAGAGAAACCGUACAGCUGUGACCAGUGUGGGAAAGCUUUCACUAGAUCAAGUGGCCUAAAAAUCCACCAACGUGUUCACACUGGAGUGAAACCAUACAGGUGUGACCUAUGUGGGAAAACUUUCACUACAUCAGGUCACCUAGAUAUCCAUCGACGUGUUCACAGUGGAGAGAAACCGUACAGCUGCGACCAAUGUGGAAAAGCUUUCACCUCAUCAAGCUAUCUUAAUACCCACCGUCGUGUUCACACUGGACAGAAACCGUACUGGUGUGAACACUGCGGGAAAACCUAUGCCCGGAAAGGUUCCCUUAUAGUUCACCAACGGAUUCAUGGUGCGCCGCUUUGAACAUUUCAGAGCCGAACACAUGCCGUAGACGUGAAAGUUCAUGUCAUAGACGUGAAAGUUCUUCAAAACUUCGAGACACAACAAUUUCCACCUGCAGAGAAACACACAGAGACAAUAAAGGAAAGUUACAAAAAUGUUUGUGUGCGCUGUCAGUUAUAGGUCUUAGAAAUUAAGAAAAUGGGAAUCGUCCAGGAAAAUCAGUGCCUCUCUACCUGAUAGCUCUGUUCUAUCCUGAGCUUGUCUACAAUCUGGGGGAUGGACAACAGUAACUUUAUAUUUUUAGGAGCAUUUAUGUUAUUGUGGCCACGACUACAAACUGUCCUGCUGUCAUCACCCACUCCACUUGGAUUUUCACUUUAAAACCUAAACUACUUUUUUCUAUAGUUAAAUGAGUUGAUUAUUUGUUUUUCUUUAUUCAUGUAGUUUAGUUUUAUUCCACCAAAAAUGUACUUUAUUUCUUGUAAGAAAAUACAUGCCCAUCAGUGUUGACAGAAGUCAGAGGUGAUGUCAUCAAAUAUCAAAUUGCUUGUUUUGACCAAAAUUUCAAACCUUUAAAAAUUACUUUUACCAUUAAUGUAUGAUCAAAAUAAGUCAGUUUAUUAAUAAAUAAAUUUUCUCCGCUCUGCUUUCAACCGUAUCCCAACAGCUUUCUUCGGCCAAUGGAUCACUUGAGUCACAUGAUGGAUUCAGUUGGAGAUGGUAACCUCUGUCUCUGUUCAGAGAUGCUCUCUGGUGUCAGAUGUAAAUGUCCUCCUAGAUCUUUCACCAGUCUUCCACUGACUCCUGCUCUAUGACCUUUGACCUUCAGGUCGCGUCUUCCUAGGAAGCGUAUUGUCUCAUUUCCGGUUCCUGGUGUUUGCGUAUUUCUGGUAGUUUUAUUUUGCUGCUUUAGCUCAACACUGGUAAACUUGUUUAGAUUCUACAUUAAAGCAGCUAAUUAUCAGCUAUACAUUUAAACUCGGUUACCUGCUGUCGUCAGCCAGUUCCAAGUAGUCGUGCAGGCCGAUCUGAGAUGGCUCCUGUUAGCCGUCCCCCGGCAGCUCCUGACAUUCCCAUCUGACACCACAGAACCUCUGAGAACAGAGACAGAGGUUACCAUCUCCAUCUGAAUACAACCACCUGUUAUCAUGUGACUUUGCUGGACUACAGUCAUGUAAUGACCAUGAGAAGGCCAUGAGAUAUGGUCAAAAGCUCCAAAAAAGAGGCAGUUUAGACUCAUUUAUUACAGAUGUGUCCCAUAAAGUCGAGAAUGAAGCUUCACGCUUGGUGAAAUAUUGCUUCGUAUAUAUUUUCUUGUUAUUAUAUUGUAGUUAAACAGUUUUCAUUUAAUCUUUAUUUUAUAUAUCUAUUCACUGUUUUUAUUUUCUUUUGUUUACACUUCAUUGUGUCAAUACAUAUCACUGAUACAUUUCUUGUUUUUGUUUAGUAUAGAAUAGUACACAUGUUCAGUAUUAUGUGUCCAGUUGUGUUUUUGGGGUUGUGGCUUUGGUCUCUAGUGAUUACUAGAGAGACCAUAUCUAUUAGCUGUAUGUUCUGAAGAGUCCACUCCUCCUUCAUUAUACGUUUGGUAAAAUCUGAGUCCCAUGAUGUUUCUCUUAAACAGGUUAUUUAAAUAGGCGGCCCGCGGGCCAGAACCGCCAUGCCUGCAAUAAUAUCUGGCCCGUCGACAGAUUGCUUUGAUAGCAGAAAAAUAAAAAAUACAUAAAUUGAUAGCGGCUGGUGCUGAAAUAGAUCUCAGUCAUGACAGCGACAUGAUCACUUCCUCUCAAGUGAUUGUGCCUCCAAAAUAAAAGCGCCAGAACUUUUUUUGCAGCAAUGCUUUAUGACAAGUUUAUUGAGAGCUUUUACUUUGAAAAGUUCUGAACGACAUCCAAAAGAGACUCUGGCUUGCUUGACACGCCUCUGAAAAACAUUGAUGGGAUUCCCCUGAAUUUCCUCAGGGAAAUGAAAUAAGCGUCCGUAGGUUUAUGAAUCCAGAUCAAACACCAGGACGCACAAUCGCAUGCAGCACAUGCUUUAUUUUGAGCAUGUGCAGAAGUGUCCUUCUAAUCAAUUUGUUUAACAAGGGAAAAAAAUUACUCGCAGUUGGAAAUAAUCUUACAACCUUCCAAACGAGAGUCCCGCACAGAACCAACUGAGCUAAAGGUUCACACAAGUACGCAAGGAUUUGAAAUAAUUAGACUUCUGGCCCGCCAUGUAAGGGCUUGAAAAAAAAAUUUGUCCCAAUGCCAGACUUAUUUGCCGACGCCUGCUUUACACAUUCUUCUCCAGGUUUUAAAUGUGUUAACUGUAUAUAGAGUAGUUGUGUAUUUUGAUAUGUUGUUAUUUUCUGUUGCUGAAUGUGGAUUUGAAUCAGUUGGUUUGUUCAAUUCUAGUUGAAGCAACGAGCCGCAGAUUCAUUAAAGACCGCGCCAGCUGAGGUGAAGACAUGUCAGCUCAAGUCUGAAAUGUUUCGUGGUGGGCGGUGCUAUUUUGUCUACAGUUAGAAUGAAAUUGUAUACUUUAUCUUCUCCAUGUAAACUUGACUUACUGGGAUUUUUACUAUGAAGAUAAAUAAUAAACUGCAGACAUUAAAACUGA
This is a messenger RNA of Micropterus salmoides (largemouth bass), 4404 nucleotides long. RefSeq names its product zinc finger protein 239-like. Gene Ontology annotation, molecular function: DNA-binding transcription factor activity, RNA polymerase II-specific; RNA polymerase II cis-regulatory region sequence-specific DNA binding. The record is from RefSeq and is a predicted model, not a curated record. Gene Ontology annotation, biological process: central nervous system development; regulation of transcription by RNA polymerase II. NCBI's taxonomy places the organism in Eukaryota, Metazoa, Chordata, Actinopteri, Centrarchiformes, Centrarchidae. The transcript has 3 exons. Gene Ontology annotation, cellular component: nucleus. Bases 100 to 1824 code for a protein of 574 amino acids.